Messenger RNA from Echinops telfairi (small Madagascar hedgehog), 315 nucleotides. RefSeq names its product cytochrome c, testis-specific. Gene Ontology annotation, molecular function: heme binding; electron transfer activity. Gene Ontology annotation, cellular component: mitochondrial intermembrane space. The coding region runs from base 1 to 315 and encodes 104 amino acids. The transcript has 2 exons. NCBI's taxonomy places the organism in Eukaryota, Metazoa, Chordata, Mammalia, Afrosoricida, Tenrecidae. Gene Ontology annotation, biological process: mitochondrial electron transport, cytochrome c to oxygen; mitochondrial electron transport, ubiquinol to cytochrome c. The record is from RefSeq and is a predicted model, not a curated record.
AUGGGAAAUGCCGAUGCAGGAAAGAAGAUCUUUAUUCAGAAAUGUGCUCAGUGCCACACAGUGGAAAGCGGUGGCAAACACAAGACGGGUCCAAAUCUCUGGGGCCUCUUUGGACGGAAAACAGGAGAAGCACCAGGAUUCUCAUACACUGAUGCAAACAAAAGCAGAGGCAUUGUCUGGGGAGAAGAAACUCUAAAUGAAUAUUUGGAGAACCCAAAGAAGUACAUCCCUGGGACUAAAAUGAUCUUUGCUGGUCUCAAGAAGAAGAGUGAGAGAGAAGACCUUAUUCAAUAUCUGAAAGAGUCAACAUCUUAA